AUGGGAGAGAAGGAAAAAAUAUUAAUGGUGGGAAUGGAAUUUGCUACAUUUGCAGAAUUCAAAGAUGUGUUGAGAGACCAUGCUAUCAAGAACAAAUAUGACAUCAAGUUUGUUAAAAAUGAUGGAAAAAGGGUUACAUGUAUAUGUAGAAAUGAGUGUGGGUGGAGGAUACAUGCUUCAAAGAGAAAAUCAAAUAGUGCCAUUGUGAUUAGUACAUUCAAUGAUGAACAUAACUGCUCUGAAGUUCAAACAAGCAGACUAGCAACAUCUUCUUAUCUUGCAAAGAAGUAUGUGCAUAGGUUUAGGAGGGACCCUGAGUGGAAAAAUUCUGGUUUUAUGGGUCAGAUUACUGAUGAUUUGAACCUGAUAGUUAAUAGGUUCAAAAUUUAUAGGGCAAAAAGGAAAUGUCAGCUGAUGAUUGAUGGCACACAUGAAGAUCAAUUCUCAAAAAUCAGAGAGUAUUGUCAGUUGGUAUUGAAGACAAAUCCCGGAAGUGUUGCUAGGGUUGAUGCAUGCUUAGAGCCAGAUGGGAAGUCUACAAGGUUUGAGAGACUGUUUUUCUCAUUGAAUGCAAUAUGGAGAGGCUUUAAAGAGGGUUGUAGGCCAUUCAUUGGCUUAAAUAGUUGCUUUCUAAAAACUCAUUACAAUCAACAUUUACUAAGUGCUAUUGGUAGAGAUAGGGACAAUAGCUUCUAUCCCGUUGCAAUUGGUAUUGUGGAAGCAGAGACAAAGGAAACUUGA
Molecule: messenger RNA, 741 nt
Organism: Cornus florida
Lineage: Eukaryota; Viridiplantae; Streptophyta; Magnoliopsida; Cornales; Cornaceae
Exons: 1
Coding region: 1-741 (246 amino acids)
Source: RefSeq, a predicted model, not a curated record